Messenger RNA from Alternaria rosae, 1291 nucleotides. RefSeq lists its product as uncharacterized. Bases 461 to 1234 code for a protein of 257 amino acids. Lineage: Eukaryota; Fungi; Ascomycota; Dothideomycetes; Pleosporales; Pleosporaceae. The record is from RefSeq and is a predicted model, not a curated record. The transcript has a single exon.
UAUGAUGGUUUGCAUGAUAUUACUGAUCGCCGCAUGUUGAGAUCUCUCGCUCUUCUUUGGGCAGUUUCCAGGCAGGAGCUCCCGGGUUCACAGUCGUAAUGGUGAACCUGGUGCGUUCAUGAGUCUGUCUACAUUGAUGUGAUUCUAAUCCGCAAAUUACGUUUCGUCAAAAUUUACAGAAGCGAGAAUGUCAACCAAGGUACCUGCAGAAUUUCGCUACUGUAGUCGAGUAUCAUGUAAGAUCCACGAACAUCAUUCGUGAUAUCUAAUUCAUUCAUCUUCCUUUCCAUCACCCCAAGGACGGACCACAUCGCGACCAUGAGACCCCAAUUCUUUUUCCGAUAGAACGCCUGCCAGGAACUCGGCAUAUAGGUUCAGAUCUACAUCCACCUCUCUUACGCCUGCAGCGCAAGCUGAGUAUCAAGACAUCAUAACGCCUACGCAGAGCUCCAGCAGGUCUAUGAGCCCUUCACAAAUCUCGGCGCAAACCCCUCCUCGUAUACGAUCUCUUACAACCGACAUUGAUGAAACCUUGCCGCAAUUUCUCAAUGUACCGGUUCCUAAUUUGAUACGUUCUGAGGUUUCGCGAGAGACUGAUCGACUACUCGCUCUUGAUCAGCACCCAGUAUGGGAUGCUUUGCAGGACGCCAUGUCUUCUAGCGCACCCAGCGAUGCUGCUGCACGUACUAGGCGAGAACGCGCAAGUCGCAAUCCAGGUGCGGUGGGAAAAGGGCGAGUUAUUGAGAGCGCUGGGCGAGGUAUCGACUAUGCUCGACCAAGGUAUGCAUCCAGAGGCUCGGAAGCCAUGCACGAACUAUUUCGAAGACUCGACCUUGACCAAGCAUUCGGCGAACUCUACGAGAGUGCACUCGAGCGACUUGGAGCAGCCAGCAAACCUUUCCAAUGUCCGAUCUGCUUCGAAACUAUGUCUAAUCCUGCCAUCAUCGUGCCGUGCGGCCAUGUCUUGUGCCAACCGUGCCUUGAUCAGUUGCGCCGGAUUGCGUGGAGCGAUGGAAAACGGAUGCGAUGCCAUUUCUGCCGAGGAGACUUGAUCAUGUCCACUGACUGGAAGUCUGUGCGUAACAAGUAUGGACUGGAAGAGGAAAGUAGGGAUGCUGACAAGCCGGCUGCUGAAGACAGGCAAGACGAAGGGGAAAGAGGUGGCAUAGUUGGUGGCAUGGUGUCUAUGUUGAGAAGAGCUGUGAAUGAUAUGAGAGGCUGGAGUGAAGCAUAAUAGCAUCUCUCGGAUGUAAUAGUGGAAGCAUGGCUCUCUCGCGCAAGGACGUGGAUG